AUGGCUGUAGUUCAGUUUGCCGGCGACGCGCCUGACAGCAGCAACGGCAGCAGCGAUAGCAACAACCAUUUGCAACCACCCGGUAGCGAGAUCUCGAAGCCUACCAAGCGCCAAAGAUGGGCUACCCAGCGCAAGAACAACUCUGGCGGCCUCAAAAAGCGCGUGUCCAUCGUCGAUCGUUUUCACCGGCGCGGCCUGUCCAAGGAGGAGAAGCGGAAGUCGGCUGGCAGCUCCGCCGAUGGCCACAAUGCAUCUUCUACCGAAGAUGCUCAGGAGGAACAACAACCCCCUCGUCACAUCUACUUCAACGUCCCGCUUCCCGAUAGCGAGCGUGACGAAGAGGGAAACCUGAAGACUCAUUACCCUUCAAAUAAAAUCCGUACCGCCAAGUUCACUCCGCUCACCUUCGUCCCGAAGGAUCUGUGGUUACAAUUUCACAAUAUUGCAAACAUUUACUUUUUGUUUAUUAUCAUUUUAGGCUUCUUCCCAAUCUUCGGUGUUGCGAGUCCCGGAAUGAACGCUGUACCCUUGAUUGUCAUUAUCGUGGUGACAGCCGUCAAAGAUGGGAUCGAGGACUGGCGACGUACCGUAUCCGAUGCUAACCUGAACAACUCUCCCGUCUAUCGUCUGACCGACUGGUUAAAUGUGAAUGCCAGCGAAGAAGAGGUGUCUACCUGGCGCCGUAUCAAAAAGGCCAGCACCCGCACUGUGAUAUCUACGUAUAGGGCUAUGAAGCGCAAAGAAAAGAAGGCCGCCAGUGACGAUGGAGAACCCGACGAACGGCGAUCCUCAGUUGCAACUUAUCGCCAGUCUGUGUAUUCCACUCACGGCUUCCCGGGCAAUGAUGACGAAAACUCUUUCCAAAUGACACCUGUUGCGUCGCCAUUCCAGGACCCAAGUGGGAAUGGAUGGCCCGAUGACGCGAAUGGGAUAGGAAAAGACGGGUCUUUACAACCUGGUAAAUCAGCUCGAGAGGCUGUUACCCCUGGUGCCAAGAAGUAUGGCAGUCUUGUCGAUCGGUCCAAGCAAACCCCAGAAACCGCGCGCUUCAAGCGAGAGUGUUGGAAGAACGUGCAGGUUGGCGAUUUUGUCAGAUUGUACAACGGCGACCAGAUCCCAGCUGAUAUCGUUAUUCUCUCUUCCUCCGAUCCCGAUGGCGCCUGCUAUGUCGAAACAAAGAAUUUGGACGGAGAGACCAACUUGAAGGUCCGCGAAGCACUCAAUUCUGGACGCCUUGUCAAGCAUGCGCGCGAUUGUGAAAAGUCCGACUUUGUCGUUGAGACCGAACAGCCUCAUCCCAACUUGUACUCUUACAGCGCUGCUAUGCGGUGGCAACAGCGAGACGAGAAUGCCCCCGGCGGCGUAAAGGCCAUGGUGGAGCCUAUCGGUAUCAACAACUUGCUACUUCGUGGAUGCAGUCUCCAGAAUACAGAAUGGAUUCUCGGCGUGGUCAUCUUCACUGGUCCGGAAACUAAAAUCAUGCUGAACUCAGGAGAGACGCCCACCAAGCGCCCUCGACUUGCCCGCGAAAUGAACAGCAAUGUCUUCAUCAAUUUUGCAAUCCUGUUCGGCAUGUGCCUAAUCACCGGUCUCAUCAACGGUUUUGCCUGGAAUUUGAAGGAUGGUUCCUUGUCGUUCUUCGAAUACGGUUCAUAUGGCGGAACCCCUGCUGCCGAGGGUGCUGUGGCCUUCUUUGCCGGUCUCAUUCUAUUCCAGAACUUGGUUCCCAUUGCUCUCUAUAUCUCUCUUGAGAUUGUCCGUACUUUCCAGGCGCUUUUCAUUUAUUUUGAUAGGUUCAUGGUGUAUGAGCGACUUGAUAUGGCCUGUGUUCCCAAAACGUGGAAUAUUUCCGACGACGUUGGCCAGAUCGAGUAUAUCUUUUCCGACAAAACAGGAACUUUGACCCAGAAUGUCAUGGAGUUCAAAAAGUGCACCAUUAACGGCACUUCAUAUGGCGAGGCUUAUACGGAAGCCCAAUUGGGCAUGCAGCGCCGUGAAGGUAUUGAUGUCGAAGCAGAGGCUGCCAAGGCUCGCCAGAAGAUUGCCGAUGGCCGUGUUCGCAUGUUGGAACUCUUACGAAACAUGCACGAUAACCCCUACCUAAAGGAUGAGAAUUUGACAUUUGUCUCUCCCGAUUACGUCACCGAUCUUGCUGGUCAAUCGGGCCAGGAGCAAAGACACGCUGCCGAAAAUUUCAUGGUUGCCCUUGCUGUAUGCCACAGUGUCAUCACCGAGCACACCCCCGGCGAUCCUCCCCAGAUAGAGUUCAAAGCUCAAUCGCCAGAUGAAGCCGCUCUAGUCGCAACAGCUCGUGACUGUGGCUUUACAGUCUUGGGUAGAGAGGGUGACGACUUGGUUCUGAAUAUCAUGGGCGAGGAACGCAAAUACACCGUCCUUAAUACUUUGGAAUUUAACUCGACAAGAAAGCGAAUGAGCGCUAUCAUCCGCAUGCCUGACGGAACUCUUCGGCUGUUUUGCAAAGGAGCAGACAGCAUCAUUUAUAACAGACUGGCUCGUGGCAAGCAGCAGGCGCUUCGCAAAACAACCGCUGAGCACCUAGAAGAAUACGCGCGCGAGGGUCUCCGAACUCUGUGUGUAGCUGAACGCGUUUUGGAUGAGGAGGAAUAUCGUGUAUGGAACGAGUCCCACGACCUAGCUGCUGCUGCGAUCGCCAAUCGUGAAGACAAAAUGGAGGAAGUCGCUAGCGCAAUCGAACAGGAACUCAUGCUCAUUGGUGGUACCGCCAUUGAGGAUAGAUUGCAAGAUGGCGUGCCAGAUACCAUUUCGCUGUUGGCAGAUGCUGGUAUCAAGCUAUGGGUCUUGACCGGUGACAAGGUCGAGACUGCCAUCAACAUUGGAUUCUCAUGCAACCUUUUGAAUAACGAUAUGGAACUUAUCGUUUUCAAUGUCCCCGCCGACAAGCCAGAGAUCGCUGCAUCAGAACUGCAAAAAUAUCUCGACAAAUUUGGAAUUUCGGGAUCUGAUGAAGAAUUGAUUGCGGCCCGUAAAGACCACAGUCCACCUCCUGCCACACAUGCAUUGGUCAUUGACGGAGAUACACUGAAAAUGAUGCUUGAUGAUGAACUGAAACAGAGGUUCCUACUCCUGUGCAAGCGAUGCAAGUCUGUUCUGUGCUGCCGUGUCAGCCCUGCGCAAAAAGCUGCUGUUGUCCGAAUGGUAAAGAACGGCUUGAAUAUCAUGGCUUUGUCCAUUGGUGACGGCGCCAACGAUGUUGCUAUGAUUCAAGAAGCGGAUGUCGGUGUUGGUAUCGCAGGAGAAGAAGGUAGACAGGCUGUUAUGUCUGCAGAUUAUGCCAUCGGCCAAUUCCGCUUCCUACAACGUUUGAUUCUUGUACACGGGCGUUGGGGUUACCGACGCCUUGGUGAGACGACUGCCAAUUUCUUUUACAAGAAUCUUGUCUGGACCGUUGCUCUUUUCUGGUAUUCGAUCUACAACAAUUUUGAUGGCUCCUACCUGUUCGAUUCUACCUAUAUCGUCUUGGUCAACUUGGCAUUUACUUCACUACCUGUGAUUUUCAUGGGAAUCUUCGACCAAGAUGUUAGCGACAAAGUAUCUCUGGCAAUUCCUCAGCUUUACAUGCGUGGCAUCGAACGCAAGGAAUGGUCAACGACGAAGUUCUGGCUUUACAUGUUCGACGGUCUUUAUCAGUCCCUGAUGUCUUUCUUCAUGCCGUAUCUGCUCUAUGCUCCUGCUACCUUUCAACGUCCAGAUGGAUUAAAUAUGGACGACCGACAGCAAUUUGGAAUUCUCGUUGCUGCUGCCGCUGUGGUUUCAAGCAAUACUUAUAUUCUAAUGAACACGUACAGAUGGGACUGGUUGACUGUCUUGAUCAACGCGGUCAGCAGUCUUCUCCUUUUCUUUUGGACUGGUGUUUACUCGUCGUCAACCGCGUCGGCUCAAUUUUAUCAACACGGAGCCGAAGUCUACGGAACCCUAGCCUUCUGGGCCGUGCUGUUGGUCACGGUAAUAAUUUGUCUUUUACCGCGGUUCGCCAUCAAAUCGGUUCAAAAGGUCUUCUUUCCCACCGAUGUCGACAUCAUUCGGGAGCAAAUCACCCAAGGGAAAUUCCAAUAUCUCGAGAAAUACGAAGCAUACGUCCCGCCACCAGCCGGUGGGGGAGUAAAUUCCGCUGGCAGUGAUUCGUCUGCGGUAUCUUCAGUGGUGAAACCCAUUGAGCCCCAGGUGAGGAGUAAUCCCACUUUUGAAGAGGACGAGCGACCCUUUUACCCUCCCUCUAUCGCACCCACGGCCACCACUCACAAUCCGCAUAGUCAGACCGGUAGUUAUGACACCAAUUCCACGGUCGGAAGCUUUGACUACGGAAGCCCGCAGCGGCCAAAUUGGGAUCGAGAGCCGCAGCCCGGCUUGACAGUGAACCGUAAACAAUCUUCGGGACACAGCGAAUUUCAAAACGGCCACCUAUUAACGCGAAUUGAGUCGGCCGAUCACACACCGCAAAGUCCUCACAGUCCGUUGAGAAGACCUACCGAUGUCCACGCUGUAUAG
Talaromyces rugulosus is the source of this 4527-nucleotide messenger RNA. RefSeq lists its product as uncharacterized. The record is from RefSeq and is a predicted model, not a curated record. The transcript has 4 exons. Gene Ontology annotation, cellular component: plasma membrane. Lineage: Eukaryota; Fungi; Ascomycota; Eurotiomycetes; Eurotiales; Trichocomaceae. The coding region runs from base 1 to 4527 and encodes 1508 amino acids. Gene Ontology annotation, biological process: phospholipid translocation. Gene Ontology annotation, molecular function: magnesium ion binding; ATP hydrolysis activity; ATP binding.